AUGACGCUCACGAAGUAUUCACUUUCUUUUCUGCUUGUUGGAUUGAGGCUCAGCUGUCCAGUUGUCGCCCAACAACAACAAGGCCAAAAUGUUCAGUUCAAUCAGGUCAUCAACCUGAAUGGAGAUAUGCAACUCAACAGACUCGUGUUCCCCGAUAACUCCAAGAUCGAGACUUUCUCUCAGACGCAACGUCAGGUCAUUGUCAACCAGAACCCCAACCCCCUUCCAGCAAGCCAUGUCGUAGGCUCCACAGGACAGCCCUUCGUUCAACUCUCGCGCAACUCGUUCUCCAUCCAGACAAAUGGAGCCACCGACUUGGUGGGCGCUCAGAUCGAGCUGCCCAUCGACCAGAACAUGCUCCAACAGGCUGGCGUAACAGCUGAUAACACCUACGUCGCAAUGCUCUCUCGGGAUCGUCAGGCUUGGAUCAUCAUGGAGGGUAUCAAGAGCGUCAACAUCACCGACGCGACUGUUCGCAUGGUCAAGCUUAACCAGAUCGACGGCGAGUACGUCGCUGUCGGCCGCCAGACUUCUGAACUUGGAACUUCCUUGACCCCCUUCGGCCAGCCCAUCAGCAUCGCUGGAUCUGGCAUCCAAGAGGCUGAAUUCACGGACGGAUUCCGCAUGUCCAUCCGUGCAAGCCAGCCGAUGAGCAUCAAGACGGACGUUGUCAACGGCAUUAGCAAUGACAUGGUUACCAACGGCAUCAUGUCCAUCAACAACUACCGCUACCUUGUUACAAGCAACUUGGCGGGUGUUGUCCCCAGCCUCAACUCCAUGACGGCCGUCGUUCAGAUGCCGCUCAAUGUCGACCGACUCAUGGCCAUGGCCAUGCGCGCGGGCGCUCAGCCCCAGUCAUCCAUCACUCUCGGCAUCGCCCAACGUCCCGUUCUCCAGAACCCUGGUGGUGCUACUGGUGGGCUUCAGAACUCGCUUCAGAAGCGCCAGGACGUUAACAACGGCACUGCCAACAACGGUGGCAACCCCAAUAACAACAACGGCAACAACAACAACAAUGGAAAUAAUGGCAAUGGCAAUACCAACAAUGGCAACAACGGUAACAACCCCAACAACGGACAGAACAACAACAACCCCAACAACAUUGGGCCUGCGAUCCCCGCAGCCACUCAGCUUCUGCUCGCCCAGACCUUUACGCCCAUCAACGCCCAGGUUCUCCUUGACAGAGAGAACGCGCGUAUUGCCGUUCCAGUCAACCAGAUUGAUGGUGAAUUCAUUCUCACCAUGAUGGUCGGCGGCACUCCAGUUGGCACACAGCCUCAGCCCGCUCCCCAGCCCGCUACUCCUCAGCAAGGCGGUGGCAUCACUGGCCAAGGCAGUCUCUCAAGUGGCUCAAGCGGCUCCAUUUCAGGCCAGCCUCAGACUGCUCAACCUCAGCUGGCGCAGCCCCAAGCCCAACCUGGGGGCGGCAUUGCGACUGAGCCUCAACAGCAGCCCCAACUCGCUUCUCCUGCUGCCCCCCCUGCCCCUAACUCGCAGCCCCAGCAGCCCGGAUCGGCUGGAUCUGUCGAGCCCGCUGUCCCCGCCGCCCAGCUGCUGCAGCCCCCAUCUCAGGCUCAGCCCCCGGCUCAGGCUCAACCGGGUUCCCAGGGACCUCCCACCGGAGGCGCUAUUACCGGUAACCAGCCCGGCCCCGGCCACGGCAGCUUUACCAGACCCGGAGCGCCUGCCCGAAGACAAGAGGUACCGCCGACUGGCGCGAAGGGCUUUGAGAUGAAGAUGUCGGAUCUUAUGGCGAUGGCCGAAGCGAAGAAGACGGGCGGCGUGAUGGCCACAUGGGAGAUGAUGUCCAACUUUGUCGCCGAGCAGAAGUCUGUAGAGCAGCAAAAGUCGGCGACCAUGAGGCGGCGAUCGUUCCCCGUGAGACGACGUCUCGGUGCGCAACUCUAA
Molecule: messenger RNA, 1908 nt
Organism: Colletotrichum truncatum
Lineage: Eukaryota; Fungi; Ascomycota; Sordariomycetes; Glomerellales; Glomerellaceae
Product: paired amphipathic helix protein sin3a
Source: RefSeq, a predicted model, not a curated record